Molecule: messenger RNA, 483 nt
Organism: Racocetra persica
Lineage: Eukaryota; Fungi; Glomeromycota; Glomeromycetes; Diversisporales; Gigasporaceae
Source: the annotation of a GenBank genome assembly
AUGACUCAAACCUCUAAAAAUGAUACUUUUUUAAAACAAUAUCAGAUUGAAUUUUUUCCUCAUGAUUCAUUUGAAACAUUUGAAAUUUAUAACUCAGAGUUUUCUAGUGAUAGUCAUAAAGCUUUCUCGACAAAGUAUGAUAAACCCAUUUUUUUAAAUAAAAUUACUUUUUCUCAAAAAUACUCAAUAGAAAAUUUUGCCAAUGAUCUCAAACAAUACCAAAAAGUAGAACAACAUGAAAACAUUUUAAAAUUCAUAGCUGUUUUGAAGCAAAGUAUAAGUGAAGUUAUAUUUGCUCAUGAAUUUGCAUGUGAUGGAACCCUUCGUCAAUAUUUAAAGCAAAACUUUAAUAAAAUUAAUUGGAUUGAUAAGUUAUGCCUUGCAAAACAGCUUGUUAGUGCUAUAAAUUAUUGUCAUGAAAACGACAUAAUUCAUACGAACUUGAAUUCCGAAACAAUAUUUGUUCACAAAGGAGAUAUCAAA